This is a messenger RNA of Panonychus citri (citrus red mite), 5101 nucleotides long. It is a transcript of the gene dop, whose product is annotated as microtubule-associated serine/threonine-protein kinase 2-like. Lineage: Eukaryota; Metazoa; Arthropoda; Arachnida; Trombidiformes; Tetranychidae. The transcript has 3 exons. The coding region runs from base 172 to 4227 and encodes 1351 amino acids. Gene Ontology annotation, biological process: intracellular signal transduction; peptidyl-serine phosphorylation. The record is from RefSeq and is a predicted model, not a curated record. Gene Ontology annotation, molecular function: protein binding; protein serine/threonine kinase activity; ATP binding.
GAGAUCAUAACAAAGAAACUGAAUGUUGAUGUUACACCUUAAAAAUGUUAUGUCUUAGUAAUUUAAUUUUUAAUUGUUUUGUUUAGGAAACAAGUUAAUUUAUUUAAGUGUUUGAUUGUUUUUAACCACCAGAAGAGUAAGAGUUUCCUUUUACUUGGUGUUUUCCAUGAGAUGGAGAAGCAAAAAUUGGAGAAAUUUAUUAAUGACAAUAGAGGUUGGAUUCCAGAAUUGGUUAACAAUAGUAACACAGAAACAGAACAAGAUGAUUCUGAUAAAGACAAUGAAACUCGUAAGUCUGAGAAAGAAAUUAUUGCUGAAACAACAGUUAAAUUACCAUGUGAAGAAGAUUAUGAUACAAUUAAAUUAAUUAGCAAUGGAGCCUAUGGCGGUGUCUAUUUGGUUCGUCAUAAGGAAAGUCGUCAAAAAUUUGCUAUGAAAAAGAUUGAUAAACGAAGUUUAAUCCUGCGUAAUCAAGUUGAACAAGCAUUUGCAGAAAGAGAUAUCAUGAGUUUCACAGACAAUCCUUUUGUUGUUAGUUUAUAUUGUAGCUUUGAAACCAAGCGAUAUCUUUGCCUUGUCAUGGAAUAUGUUGAAGGAGGUGAUUUGGCUACUCUUCUUAAGAACAUGGGACCGCUGCCAGUUGAUUUAGCUCGUUUCUACUUUGCUGAGACAGUUCUUGCUGUCGAGUAUCUCCAUAACUUAGGAAUUGUUCACCGUGAUUUGAAGCCAGAAAAUCUUCUCAUCACAGCCCUGGGUCACAUUAAGUUAACUGACUUUGGAUUAUCUAAGAUCGGUUUAAUGAACCUGGCAACCAAUAUUUGUGAAGAGCAUUUAAGUAAAAAAGAUACCAAAGAAUUUCUCGAUAAACAAGUCUGUGGAACCCCUGAAUAUAUUGCUCCUGAGGUUAUUUCUCACCAAGGUUAUGGUAAACCUGUUGAUUGGUGGUCUAUGGGUGUUAUCUUAUACGAAUUACUAAUUGGCUGUGUUCCCUUUUUCGGGGAAACUCCUGAAGAGCUUUUUGCUCAUGUGAUAAACGAUGAGAUUACCUGGCCGGAUGAUGAAGAUUGGCCACUACCUGAGGAUGCAAAAGAUGUAAUUAGUAAACUUUUAAAACAAGAUCCUCUUGAAAGAUUAGGAACUGUUGGUGCUUCGGAAGUGAAAGAACACCCUUUCUUUGAUGGUCUCAAUUGGGAUGAUCUACUUCGGCAAAAAGCUGAAUUUGUGCCUCAAUUGGAUAAUGAUGAAGAUACCAGUUAUUUUGAUACUCGAUUGGAUAGAUAUAAUCAUGAGAUUGACGAUUCAGAAGAGCAAGAUGAUACAGAUGAAAGCUCAAGUUCAAUGUUCAGCAGUUUUUCCUCGUGUUCACCCAAAUAUCAUCGAGUCUACUCUCGUAUUGAACAAGAAUUGGCUCAAGAAAAGCUGAUGAAAUCAUCUUCAACUUCCUCCAUUCUCGAUGAAUCUGUUCAAACUUCUUCUUCCUGUUUAAAUGAUUCUCUUCCACCACUAUUAAAUGGGUCCAUAAUGGUGUCAAGUGAAACCUCUACACCGGUGAUAUCAGAUAAACGUGAAUCUAAUCAAAUUAAAUCAACAGAAAGUUUAACUCCUUCCGAGGAAAAUGAAUUAACUGUUGAUAUGGAGAAACCUCAACCUCUCCAACAAAGUACUCCUGAAUUAUCUCAAACCGAAUCAGAAGAUUUCUCUCCCAAAGUCACCCGUCGUAGAAAACCAUUUAUGAGCAUUAAAUUAUCGUGUAUCCCACGAUUUUCCAUUAGUGGAGAUAAUGAUGACAGAAAAAGUGAUCCCAAACUCAACGAGUCAAAUAGAGAUGAGAUGAGAUCAUCUUCUCAAGAAACAAGUGAAGGUAAAGAUACUUGUACCACCGAUAGCGGUGCAAGUAGUGGUGCCAAUGGAAGUUCUGGUUGUUCCAGUUCUAACAGUAGUAGUAGUCAGAAAACGUCGAAAUCUCAAAUUCCUAGAUCAUCAAAUUUCCCUGUACAGUUAAAUGCAUUAAUUAAAAAUCAUACCAAAGGCAGAGCUGUGAUUAAAUCAGCCUCGGCAACCGGCUUAUCUCUCAUGAUACCAACGGAAGAUGCUAAAAAUAAAUCAUGUUCAAUUACCUCUUCCGGUGGUUCAAGUACCAGUUCCCGUGAUACCUCACCUAAUCGUGAGAUAACUGGUCCCAUGGGUCAACAAUUAAAACCACCAAUUAUAAUUCGUAAAGGUCCAAGAGGAUUUGGUUUCACUUUAAGAGCAAUUAGAGUUUAUUAUGGUGAUUCUGAUUUGUAUACAGUUCAUCAUUUAGUUCUUGCCGUUGAAAAUAAUAGUCCCGCUUUUGAGGCUGGACUUAGGCCGAACGCUUUGAUUACUCAUAUUAAUGGUGAACCAAUUCAAGGGCUUCUUCAUCAUCAAGUUUUACAACUUGUCCUCUCAGGUGGUGAUAAGAUAAACAUCCGAACCACCCCAUUGGAAAAUACAUCAAUUAAAACCGGUGGUCGUCGUCGUCACCCUUCAUCAGGUCGUAUGACUCGUCGUCCUAACCUGAUAAGCCAUAAAAAAGGUGCUCCCAUUAAGCGUACUGAUUCCGAUAAGCGUCGGCGUUCAUCACUUCUUCGUAAAUUAAGCUCUAAACGAGCCAGCGCUGAGAUUCAACAGUUAAUGGCUGCCAGUGGGGGAGCAGGUUCUUCUUCUGGUGUCACUGGCGGUAUAUCACCACCACUACUUACUCCUAGUCGAAGUUAUCAAUCAUUAAAUCGUUCAUUUGGUAACAGUAAUAGUAAUUGUGUCAAUAGUAACAUUGCUAACCUUGUAUCUUCCGAGGGAGCCUGCGAAUCUCCCCAAGCUGCUAUUACAACCUUAUCCACAGCAACUUUAGCCUCAUCAUCAUCUUCAUCUGCAAUACCUCGCUUUCCAAGAUCUCCUCCACCCAAUCGUCUUCAUUGUUCACCCUCUGAUUCAUCAGCUGCCAAUUCAUCACAAAGUAGUUCACCAAGCUCAAGUGUACCCAAUUCACCGGCAUCAUUAAGUCAUUUUCCCCAUUUUCCCCGUCCAAGUACACUUUCUGGUCUGAAACAGCACAAAGUUAAAUCAUUUCGAUCACCUCGUCGUAAAUCAUGUGGUCACAUACCACUUUCACCUCUCGCUCGUACACCUUCACCCUCCAUCCAACCAGUUUCCACAAGUUCACCUACACGUUCAAACUGUCCAACAAGCGUAUUUCCAGGAGUUCAUCAACCGGGUUCCUCAUCAACAAUUCAAUCCUUCAUUUUACAUAAAAAUAAAUUAACCGAUUCUUCAACCAAUACCUCUACCCAAACACCAUCUACACCUACAUUGUCGUCACCCUGUUUAUCUGCACCAGGUUCCAAGUGUUUCUCACGACCCAAAAGUGCUGAACCAAGUUCCCCAUUAUUACGUCGAGCCCUUUCACCUGAUCGUUUAUUAAUUAAACGUAACACCGAUCCCAGUAAAGCUUCUGGUCCAAUUAAGCAUAAAAGACAUUCCUUGGGAGGUCCAGUCUCCUCUCCUUUAGCUAUAUCAUCAUUACCACCCUGUACUUCAACUAAAUUCAACCAACAGAAUAUGAGAAGCACCUCAACAAACACCGAUACAAAUUCACCACCUUAUUAUACGAAUCAGUAUUGUUCAACUAAAGAAGAUAAAAUGUCCACCGUUUCAUCAUCCACAAUAACAACAACUACUUCAAUUACGAGUUCUGAUAGUAACAAACUUGUGGAUAUCUCAUCAUCAUCAUCAUCUUCUUCUGUGCCUUCAUGUUCAUGUUCAUCUUCAAUUGAAGUGAAAUCAGGACAACAAUCAACAGAAGAUUUUCCUGAAUCAGAUGAAAAAAUUUCAAUUAAAAAUGACAGUAAUCACCAUCGGGUUACCAUUAAUAAUUUAGAAAUAAAAAAUUGUAAAGACCAAAAAGAUAAUCAACCAUCAUCAUCAAAUCUUCUUAGCUCAUCACAAUCAUCAACCUCUAUUUUAGAGAGUAAAAAAUCAUCAUCAUCAUCAACAAUACCACCAAAUAUUACAUCAUCUUCAUCUUCAACAAUACAAUCAACAACAACAACAACAACAACAGCACCAAAAACUACAACCGCCUCAACCACAUCAUCAUUUUCAUCAUCGUCAUCAUCAGGAAAAUCAAGUGAAUCAAGAAAAUCGGAAAAAUCGAAAGCAGAUAAAUCAAACUCAUCUAAAAAUUCAGAUAAAAGAUCAAACAAAUGAUUCUUGAUUGAAACAAAUUACCCGAUGAUUUAAAUUGUAAAAAAGCAUUUUCUCAACUCUCACACACUACAAACUCAUUCGUCCGAUCUUUUCUUUAGCUCUUUUACUUUCUACUGUCAUGAUUUAACUAAUUGCGAAAUCAGUCAUGAAAUGACUCGAAUUGAAACUUGAAAAAAAAUUCUCAUGGUGUUUCUCUAAUUAACCAAAUUGCGCUGAAAAUAAUUAAACCAAUUUCGAAAAGGUUGACUGAUGAUCGUUUUAGUAGCAAAAUCUCAGCUAAAUUGACAAUGUUUUUGUUAAUUCUGUUUAAAGAAAGUAGAAAAUUGUGUUAUCCAUAACAUUACAAUUAACCUUUAUUAUUAACUAUCUUAACUGAACUUUUUGGGCAUAAUAAUCACGAAUCAAGAGCAAAAGAAAGUUUGUUUUCCAUCCUUUAUCAUCAUAACAAUUAUCAUCAUGAUAGCGCCUUCAAUUCACUUGAUUGAUUGUUCAUUGAUUGAAGAAAUAAUCAAAUGGAGAAAGGAAAAGGAAAAAGACAAUAAUCAAUGGAUGAACUUAAAGACAAGAAACAAAAAUGAAUUAGAAACCAAUACAAGUUUCAAUUCUUAAUCUCCUUUUUUUUCUAAGUUAAUUGUUGACCAUAUUCUCGUUUUCUUGUCAAAUAAUUACCCGAAAUCCCUCACAAUUAGUUAUCAAUCAACACAAUUACCAAACCCACCUACACAUGGAAACACUCAUAACCAUUAAUUGUUUUUUUUUCUUGGAUAUUUUGGUUAAUCAUUUUGCUCAUCAAUGUAUCCUCACCUCUUUCUCGUCAACAACAAUUGAUUUACACCAAAUUAAUCAACAACUUUUGAUCAUGAAAACAAUCAAA